UGGAUUUGGACUGACUUUCUGACCAAGCCAUUGUGUGUUUGGGAGAUUUUUUUUUUAGCUUUUAUGCUUCCUCUUGCUUGUUUUGAUUGUUUUUUUCUGAUUACAUUACACAAAGCUCCUUUUCAAAGCGUUGGUGAACACAAGUGCCUGUGGAUCAGUGUGCUCUGCAGAGAUCCCACAUCUUCCAGGAUGUGCUCUAUGGGCGUAGUACAUCAGUGGAGCCUGGCUGUGUUCCUGCUGGUUUCCCCGUUGACCCUGGACGGCAGACCCAUGGAUGUUCCCAGCAACAGGACGAGGCGAUCGGUGAGCCACACCCAGCUCAUGCACGACAAGGGCCGGUCCCUGCAGGAGUUCAAGCGCCGCAUGUGGCUGCAGGAGCUGCUGGACGAGGUCCACACCGCAGACGCCUCCAUCCCCCCCUUCCAGGGCUCCCCAAACAGUGGCCCCGGUGGUGGUAGUGCUGGUGGUGGAGGUGGUGGAGCUGCUGGUGGUGGUGGAGGUGGUGGUGGUGGUGGGGGUGGUGGUGGGGGUGGAGCCGUGCACCAGAAGCCCCCGGGAGGAACCAAGAACCUGCCGGUGAGGUUCAGGACUCUGGACCCAGAGGGGGACGCCAACCUGCCCCAGGAGACCAACAAGGUCCUGGCCUACAAGGACCAGCCGCUCAAGGCAGCCACCAAGAGGAAGAAGAAGGUCCGACUGGGCCGGCGGAAAGAGAGCGAGAAGAAGAGGAAGCGGGCGCGGCGGGCUGUCGCGGCGACGGAGGCUCCGCACACGAGGGUGAACCGGGCCUCAUAGCUCCUCCCCCCCAUCCCUCUGGUCCUGAAGCCAUAAGACCCCAGCCCUAGCGUCUGCGUCCC
Messenger RNA from Gadus chalcogrammus (walleye pollock), 857 nucleotides. It is a transcript of the gene pthlhb, whose product is annotated as parathyroid hormone-like hormone b. The record is from RefSeq and is a predicted model, not a curated record. The transcript has 3 exons. NCBI's taxonomy places the organism in Eukaryota, Metazoa, Chordata, Actinopteri, Gadiformes, Gadidae. Gene Ontology annotation, biological process: adenylate cyclase-activating G protein-coupled receptor signaling pathway; osteoblast development; bone mineralization. The coding region runs from base 64 to 795 and encodes 243 amino acids. Gene Ontology annotation, cellular component: extracellular region. Gene Ontology annotation, molecular function: hormone activity; peptide hormone receptor binding.